CUUCCGGGUGUAUACCCAAUGGCGAAGGCCAAAUCCAGUCAUGCUAUGUGCUAUUGACGAAGGUUUGCUGGGACUACAUGUUUAGGAUCCAAGAAAGUAUCCCCAAGACAGAUUUCAUAUGAUUCCUAUAAUUACUUCUGCUUACCCUUGCAUGAACUCUAGCUAUAAUGUCUCAUCAAGUACAUUGCGUGUAAUGACAGAGGAGUUCCAGAGGGGAAAUGAAAUUUGUGAGGCCAUGGAGAAAAACAAGGCUGACUGUAAUACUCUCUUUGAGCCUUACCCUUUCUUCAAAGUGUAUAAAAAUUAUUUACAGAUUGAUGUCGCUGCUGAAAAUGAUGAUGAUCUGAGAAAAUGGAAAGGUUGGGUAGAAUCUUGACUUCGCCAGCUUACUUUGAAGAUUGAGAGAGACACAGUUGGUAUCCUUCAAUGCCACCCGCACCCAAGUGAUUUUUCAGACAAAUCCAGACUAUUCCAUUGUUGUUACUUCAUGGGCCUGCAACAAAAACAAGGUAUUCCUGCAAGCGAAGGCAAACAAUUUGGUAUAAGGGCAACUGUAGAGGAAUUCAAACACUCUGUUGCCAUGUAUACAUUAUGGAAACCUGGAAUGGAGAUCCAUGUAUCACAUAUAAGGCACAACAACAUUCCUCUUUUUAUGUUUCCUGGUGGAGUUCGGCCUUCCCGCCCUGUGAAAGUAAUGAGGGAGGGUAGGAUUGUCAUGAAAUCAAAAUCUGACUCUGCUGACAAAUCAUGUGAAAGCAAAGCAGGUGCUGUGGAUGCAGUAGAUCACAAGAAGAGAAAAUUGGAUGAUGAUAAUAGCCCAAGAAAUGCAAAGUGUUUGUCUUCGAUUACUUCUGCCAGUAGGAGAGUAGUUGAGGUGUCUGGAAAUCAUAGCCCUCACUCUAUUAGGCCAUCUGCCACCACUACUACUACUUCAAGCUCUAUAACAGGAAGCUGCAUGGAUGCAGACACUCCAGAGGGAGGAAGACAUGAACAACUUGAAGCUGAUUCACACUGCAAUUCAUCAAAUGCAGUAUGUGUCACUCAGAUACCUUCUCAUAAUGGAAGGGUAGCUCAGGGAUCUGUAAGAAGCAGCCCACCUGUGAGACCCUUAUCCAGUGCUGGUUUAUCAUGCCCUAAAGAGGCAGAGAAGCUUGCCAUUGAGAACAUUUGUGGUCCAGCAGUUUCCCACCCAGAUUUUCUAGAAGAGGUUGAUGAGCUUGAAGAUGAAUUUAGUUCGAUGGAUGAAGCAAAAACUUUUGGAGGGGGUACAAAGGGCAGCAUCGCUGACUCUUUGACAACAAAGGCAGGAGAAGCAGUGAAUGGAGUACAUUCAAGAACAAGCUCCUUCCAGUACGGAAGCUCAGAGGAGCUUGAGGUCUGUUUUCCUGACUUGUCCUUUUUUCUCCCAUGCAUGCAGAUCUUUCAUUGAAUCAUGAUAUUAUGACCAGUUCGAUGAUAAAAAAAUUUCCAGCACUGGACCAGAGAAAACACACAAGGCAAACAAGAGAUGGACCUGAAUUUUUUUAUUUUCCUGUUAAAGCUCAAUUUUGACAAAAAGGAGAAUGCAGGUUGCCUGUUUUCUGAAAUAUGUCACCAUCAGUGCUUGGGAGUGUUAAAUAAUUGCGUGUCUCAGCCCUUUUGCUCCCCCUCUUUUCCAUCCAUUUCUGUUAUUAAUAUUAAGGCCCUGGUACAAAGAAGAGAGUCUGGGUGGGAUGUGGGUACAGGGGAGAGACAGACAGUGUGUGAAUGGGUGAUGGGUUAGUACAUCUUUUCCUGAGGAUGAUGACAUGAUGUACUGUGUUGGUAUUGGGGGAAAGAGAGAAGUAUGGAAAGGAAUCACCUUCUAGUAAGAGAUGAGAUAUUUUCAUGAGAAGUUCCCUAAACAAGAGGAAGAUGUCAUUUUGUUCUCAAAAAGUGACUCAAAAUUAUAUGAAGCAUCUGUGAGACACUCACCAUUAGUGAAACAAUUGUAACUAGUACUAUCUGGACCUCACACAUGCGGGAGCCUCAUGCACCGGGUACGCCCUUUGCUCUCUAGAUGAGCUGAAAGUGGUGUUUCACUUGGCCAUUAGUGCAGCAUUUGGCCAGCAAAGGUGGUCACACACACACACACACAACACAAUAAAUUAAAAAACAGUUGAAAUGUUUUUUGAUCUGGUUGAAGCAGGAGGAGUGCUGAUGGUUAUUUGCUUUUGUUCC
This is a messenger RNA of Macadamia integrifolia, 2199 nucleotides long. RefSeq names its product nuclear poly(A) polymerase 1-like. Gene Ontology annotation, biological process: RNA 3'-end processing. The coding region runs from base 488 to 1429 and encodes 313 amino acids. NCBI's taxonomy places the organism in Eukaryota, Viridiplantae, Streptophyta, Magnoliopsida, Proteales, Proteaceae. Gene Ontology annotation, molecular function: RNA binding; nucleotidyltransferase activity. The transcript is spliced from 3 exons. The record is from RefSeq and is a predicted model, not a curated record.